This is a messenger RNA of Rotaria sp. Silwood2, 375 nucleotides long. The record is from the annotation of a GenBank genome assembly. NCBI's taxonomy places the organism in Eukaryota, Metazoa, Rotifera, Eurotatoria, Philodinida, Philodinidae.
AUGGUAUUUGGUUUGGUCUGGUCAAUCAAAUCAAUCCUAGCAAGCUAUGUUGACAAUAAACGCUCUCAGCCAUUGAUUCCUCAAAUAUGUGAUUCACCUCCUAUUCGUCAAUUAAAAUAUCAUAGUGGAACUGGACAUAUUUAUCGUUCUCCAGCAGCUAAUGAUUUAACAGUAAUAUGUCUAAUUAGUAUUGAACGUUCAGAUGAUAAUAUUGUUCUUCAAUCAACUUACUCAUUAUCAACUAUGACAAUAAAUAAAUCUACACGAACAGUUGAAAUUCUUUGUUCAUAUUUACCAUAUAUGGCUGAUAUUUAUUUUCAAUAUUGUAAUAGUCAUUCACAAACUGAUAAAUAUUUAAAAUCUGAAGUUGACUGA